AUGGCGAUGGUGUCGCUGGGUGGUGCCCCAGAGGACGAGGUGCUGUUCCUGGUUGUCCAGGCCCUCAGCAGCGGCCCCUUUGCGGCGCUGGGCGCGCAGCUCGCGGCGCAGGCGGCCGCGCAGGGCCUGCUGCCGCGCCGCCACGACGUCACCGGCGCCCAGCACCCGCUGAGCCUGUCCGAGCUGCAGCAGCGGUACGCCCACCUGCCAUCAGAUGCCCUGCACCAGCUGCUGUCACACCUGCUGGAGCGGCGGCAGCAGGAGGCACCGCAGCCUGCGGCCCGCGGGCUGACGAGCCUGCUGGAAGGCGGCGCGCUGGGCGUGCUGAGCGGCGGCCCCGCCGCCGCCACACUGCCGCCGCUCCCGGCCUGGCUGCGCCCCGCCCGCGCCCUGCCCUCGCAGCCCCACCGCCUGCUGCUGCUGCGCCAGUGCGGCCUGCUGCGCUCCGCGCAGCACCCAGCCAUGGUGGUGCCGCCGGCAGAGUACGGGCGCCAGCUGGCUCACCAGCUCACUGUGCGGGGCCACCGCUACGCGGUGUACUGCGUGACUUACGACCGUACCGGCCGCUACAUCGUCACAGGCUCAGACGAUCGCCUCGUUAAGAUCUGGUCCACGCGGACGGGGCUGCUGCAGAGCAGCUGCCGGGGCCACGACGCCGAGAUCACCGACCUCUCUGUGUCGGCAGACAACGCCCUGGCCGCCUCCUCCUCCAUGGACGGCACAGUGCGGGUGUGGGAGCUGGAGGGCGAGUCGGGGCGCCCCGGCCAGCCUGUGUCUGUGCUUGUGGGGCACACCGGCCCCGCCGCCUUUGUGGACUUCCACCCCUGGCUGCCCGACGCCCUGCUGACGGCCUCCUUUGACGGCACCUGCCGCAUCUGGCGGGCGCGCGAGCCGGCCAGCCCGCCGAUUGUGCUGCGAGUCGACCCCGCGCGCUUUGGGCUGACGGGGCAUGCGGUCACGAGGCUGGGCGGCCUGGGCUGGCAGCCCUUUGCUGGUUCGGGCGCCGCCGGCCCUUCUGCUGCUGCGGCGGCGCCCCUGCAGCUGCCCUUGGGGCUGCUUGAUGGCGGCGUGCGAACCACGCGCAACAUGGAACGCCAGCUGCUGGGCCACCUGGCAGGAGGCUCCUCCCAGCCGCAGCAGCAGCAGCAGCAGCGGGAUGGCGGCGAGCAUCCGGGGGUGCGGCACAGCGGGCGGGCCGCCCGCCAGCUGCGCGAUCUGAGUGAGCUCAUGGACGAGGAUGGGGGCGAGGAAGUGACAGAUGGGGACGACUCUCCAGUGCCAGGCGGGCGCCAGCAGGGCCGUGUGGCUGCUGCAACAGCUGCAACAGCCGCGGCAGCGGCAGCGGCAGCAGACGACGAAGACGAUGAGCACAUGGAGGAUGGUGUCGCAGCCGCCGAUGGCCUGCUGGUGUGCGGGUUCAGCCGGGACGGCACGCAUAUCGUGGCGGGCGGCAACGACUGCAGCGUGUACAUCUGGCAGUGGGCAGUACCGCAGCCGGCAUCCCUGCAGCAGCAGCAGCAGCAGCAGGGCGGCAGCACCCCCGCUGGGCCGCCAGCCGCCAGCCCAGCAGCGCAGGCGGGGCCGUCUCAGGAUGCUGGGGCAGCGGCCGAGCCCGCGUCUGCCGGGGAACCAACAGCGGCAGCGGCAGCAGCACCAGCAGCAGAUGGCACAUCACCUGGUGGCGCCGGCGCUGCCACCGACCAGCCAUCUCCCGCCGCGGCGCAGCGGGCGCAGCAGGUGCAGCAGCCGCAGCGGCGGCAGCAGCGGCAGGGCGGCGUGGGCGAGGGCUGCGAGUGGCCCGCCCCGCGGGAGGUGUGCCAGCUCAAGGGCCACCGAAACGACGUCGUGCUGCUGCAGUUCAGCCACGGCGGCGACCAGGCCGCCACCGGCUCCAAGGAUGGCACCGUGCGGGUGUGGCGCCGGCCGCGGCGGUGGCGCAAGCGGCCGCAGGCAUGGGAGCAGGAGGUGACGUUUGCUGUGCUGCCAGACCCGGAGGCGAUCAAGGAGGCGCGGCGGCGGCGGCGCCCGCCGCCGGCGCCGAGCAUCGACCAGAUUGCUUGGAGUGCCGACGACCAGCGGCUGGUGGUGUCAGUCACAGACUUUGGCAUCCGAGUGCUGGCCAUGCCCGGCGGCCAGCUGCUGCACCACCUCUCCUUCCACACCAGCCACGUGCACAUCCUGGAGUGCCACCCCACCGACCCCGCCCUGGCCUUCAGCGCCAGCUACGACGGCACGGUGGCGGUGUGGGACACCCGCAGCGGCACGGUGCUGCGCAGAUUCAGCAGCCGCCAGACGCGCCCCGACGGCCGCAGCUGGCCAGACUCCAUCCCUUUUGCUGACGGCCACUUCUCUCCCGACGGCUGCUCCAUCGCCGUCACAGACGUGGCGGGUCAGCUGCACUACUACUCUCUUGGCCCAUGCGAGGGCACCCUCUUUGGGCGGGCCCCUUACGACCAGUUCUUUUCAUCGGACUACAGCCCUCUCAUGCGAGACCUGCAGCACAACGUGGUGGACGCGGAGACGCAGCUGCCGCCGCACCUGCUGGAAGGCAAGGCGGGGCGGGAGUGCGCGGCUCGCGGCGCGCUGUGCGACGCUCUGGGCAACCCCUACCCGGAGCCACUGCAGGAGGCAUUCAGGGCGCAGCGCGUGCUGUCGGCACCCACGCAGGCAUGCCCUGCUGUCUGUCACUGCUGCUGCUGGGAGGUGGCUUGGCUGGAGCCGGGCAAGGAGCCCGGCUAUCUGCUGGCGGCGCCCACCCUCACGGCGGCGCAGUGGGCGGUGGAGCAGGUGAACGGCACCGAGCACACGGUGCAGCUGGCCAUUUCUCGGGCCCAGGAGCGGCUGACCGUCUACGAUGACAGGCUGGAUGCCGGGGCGCGGGAGGUGGUGGCGCGCGAGGCGGCGGCAGAGGCGGGGCGGCCGCGCAGCCGGCAGCGGCGGCAGCAGUGGGCGGAGGAGGGGGCUGGGGCUGCGGCGGACGAGGCUGCUGAGCCGCAGAGCUCAGGGGAGAUGUUUGAGGAGGGUAGCCUGGAUGGUUCUGAUGAGGAUGUGGAUUCAGGCAUGCUUACUAGCGAGGAGGAGGAGGAUGAGGAUGAGGAGGAGGAGGAGGGCGAGGACGGCGGCAGGCGGCGGCACAGCCAGCGCCCCAGCCGGCAGCGCGCCGCGGCAGAGGCGUCGCGGCACAGCAGCCGGCUGGCCAGGCAGCGCGAGGGAGGCGGCGGCGGCGGCGGCGGCUCCUCCCGUGCCACCACGCGCCGUGCGGUGCGUCCAGCUGCUGCUGCUGUGGAGGAGGAGGACGAAGGCGGAGAUCAUGAGCAGCGCGAGGAGCGGCAGCGGCAGGACAGGGAGGCGCGAGCGGCGCGGCGGCGGGCCCUGCAGCAGCAGGAGCUUGCGCACGAGCGGCACCGACGGCAGCGCCAGGCGGCGGCGCGGCGGCGGCGUGCCGAUGACAGCUCGGAGGAGGAGCAGCAGCUCAGUGAGGGUGGGGCCGGCAGCGAGGAGGAGGCAGGCCCCAGCCGGCGCCCCGCCGCGGCACAGCGCUCGCGCCGCCGGCCGCGGGCCGAGAUGGAGGAGGAGGGCGGGGCGGCCGGGCAUGCGGAACAGGCAGAGGGGCGGCAGAGCAAGCGCCAGCGCCGCGCGCGUGGCGCCGGCGGCCGCGCGCUUUCCAAUUACUCCUGGCUGCUGGCCACACGCCCGACCAGCGCGGUGUAUGUGCCUCAGGCUGGCGACUGUGUGGUGUACCUGCGAGAGGGGCAUGAGCGGUACCUUCAAGACACCAAUGACAAGCGGCCGCCGCCCUGGGCCACGCUGCGCCACGGCAGGAGCAUCCGCCCCGCCGAGCCCUGCAGGUUGGUGGAUGUGCAGUACGCGAUUGCCAACGACGGUACCGACUUCACCGUGGCCCAGCUGACCCUCAUGUUCACGCAGGACGCCUCCCCGCUCAAGGCAGGCCACGCAGCCGCAGCAGCGCCAGCGCCCGGCCGCGACACUUGCUUUGCUGUGGAGGUGCCUCCCCCGGUCGCAAACUGUGUGGAGUAUGUGGUCUUGGCCAGCCGCUUCCAGGCUUCCGUGGUCUCGCAGUGCUGGGAGGUCGGCCAGCGGUGCCAAGUGUACUGGAAUGACGAGGAGGCCACCGGCAGCGGCAAGUGGUGGCUGGGCACUAUCAUAGAGGACGCUCGGGGCGGCAGGAAUGCCGAUGUGCUGGAGGAUCCGUAUGGCGCCGGCCAGCUGUGGGAGCGGUUCGAUGUGGAGUGGCACGGCGUGGCUGGCCCCGGUGGCGAGCUCGUUGAGGAGAGGCAGGCAGACAACCAGCGGCACAGCCCCUGGGAGCUCUUCACCCCUGGCUCUAUAGACCAGGUGGCGGCGCAGGAGGCCACCUCCCUAGACCCGGCAGUCGUGGAAAAAAUGCUGGCAGCCGUGCAGGCUGCCGGCUCCCAGGACCGCUUCGUGCUGUUUGUCGCCUCCCCGGAUCCAGAGGAGUCAUACCUGUCCAAGAACCGCCGCCGCGAGUACUACAACCGCCUGGUGGCGCUGCCGCUGUCGCUGUGCGAGGUGGGCGCCCGCCUGGCCUCCGGCUACUACCGCCAGCCCGAGGCGGUGCAGUCCGACCUGGCCACCAUCGCCGCCAACGCCGCCACCUUCAACGGCAGCGUGGAUGCGCUGGCUGAGGAUGCGGCCGCGCUGGCAGCGUACCUUACGGCUGUGCUGCACGGGCAGGAAGUGGACCUUGCGGUGUAUGCCACGUAUCCAGAAGACGCAGCUGUGGCAGAGGGGGCAGCUGCAGAGGCCAGAGCAGCGCCGGGCGCUGGCGGCCGCAGCCGCGGCACGCGGCGCCGCGAUAGCCGCCGCGACGGGCAGCCUCGGGGCGACCUGGGCAUGCCAGACCUGCAGCUGCUGCUGCAGCAGGGCGCGGAGCUCCCACCGCCGCCGCUGCCGCUGCCGCUGCCGCUGCCGCUGCCGCUGCCGCUGCCACAGCAGACCAGCCCGCGGGAGGAGCUGCCGCUGGGUGCUGCGUUUGGCGAGGCGGGCACGGGGCGGGCAGGCGACGGCGGCAUGCGUGUGCGCUUCACCGUGCCUGUGCACCUCAGGAGGUCCUUGGGUACUGCUCCAGCGGCAGCUCCGACACCAGCGGCGAUCACAGACGGCCAGCACGCGGUGGAGCCUCCGCCAGGCGUGCCAGCGGCAGCAGCUGGCGAUGCUGGCACGCAGCACGCGGGGCCAGAGGGGGCGGCGGCGCCGGCGCAGUGGCCCGCGCAAGGGGCAGCAGAUGGUGCAGGUGUGCAGGCGCCGGCAGCGGCGGCGCCGGGUGCACCUGCCGCUGCGGGGCCGCCACCGGACCUGUUUGCAGAUGUCGCCGCGCUGCUGGCGUCCACCCACGGCGGCAUGGGUGCGCCAGCUGGGCAGCCGGCAGCGGCAGGCUGCGGCGAGGCCGCUGCAGCGCCCCCGCCGCCGCCAGACUGGUUUGCAUCGCUCCCCGCACCGGCAGCGGCAGCAGCGGCAGCAGGAGACGGCGGCAGCUGGCCAGCCGGCUGGGCUGGCCAGCCGAAUGGGCACCAGCAGGUGGCUGCCGGCGCGCGGCACAGCGGGCGUGCCGGGGCGGGUGCGCGGCGCACUCGUGGCGAGUAUGCCAGCUUGGAUCAGGAGGAGGAAGAGGCUGGCAGCAGCAGCGAGAGCGGCGGGGGUGGCAAGCGGCGGGACGGGAGAGGGGCUGCGGCGCCAGGAGGAGCCAGCGGCAGGCGGCAGCGCCGAGGCCUGCGCACGAGCGGGCGGGCGGUGCAGCGGCAGAGCUACCGCGAGAGCGACGGGGAGGAGCAGCAGGAGGAGGAGGGCGGCGCCGCAGCUGGCGCUGGCUGGGUGGCAGACGAUGCCUGGCAGCACGCGUUCCAGCCCCAGCAGCAGCAGCCGCAGCGCCACCGGCGCAAGUCGGCACCGGCGGCGGCAGCCAGAGGCGAUAGCGAGAAUUGGAUGGAGGGCGUUGAGGAGGAGGAGGAGGCUGCCGGAGAGGACAGCUACCAGCCUGGAGGCAGCAGCUCUGAGGAGGAGAGCGAGGAGGGGUCGGCAGGCGGCCGCGGCGGCAGCCAGCGCCGCCGGGGCAAGCAGCAGCAGCAGCAGCGGCAGGGGCGCUCCAGCAGGCGCCGCUGA
Chlorella variabilis is the source of this 6141-nucleotide messenger RNA. RefSeq lists its product as hypothetical. The coding region runs from base 1 to 6141 and encodes 2046 amino acids. Gene Ontology annotation, molecular function: protein binding. Gene Ontology annotation, cellular component: nucleus. Gene Ontology annotation, biological process: cytoskeleton organization; regulation of transcription by RNA polymerase II; regulation of cell shape. The transcript is spliced from 23 exons. Lineage: Eukaryota; Viridiplantae; Chlorophyta; Trebouxiophyceae; Chlorellales; Chlorellaceae. The record is from RefSeq and is a predicted model, not a curated record.